Molecule: messenger RNA, 3400 nt
Organism: Aspergillus ruber CBS 135680
Lineage: Eukaryota; Fungi; Ascomycota; Eurotiomycetes; Eurotiales; Aspergillaceae
Product: putative raffinose synthase protein Sip1
Exons: 2
Coding region: 232-3309 (1025 amino acids)
Source: RefSeq, a predicted model, not a curated record
AUGAGUAUAUAGUUACGAAUAAUAAACAUACUUUUACAUGUAAACAGUCACGGUCUCUGUAUACCAAUUCACCUGCAGGAGUACAACCCCGCAUCGCCACCAAAAUGCAUCACAACACCAUCAUUCGGACAUCUCUACACUCUCGUCACUGUUAUAGAUUCCGUCUGUCUACCCUUUUAAUCCUUGCUAUAUAUAAAAUAAACUCCCAUAUAAACCAUAAAACUGCCCCUGAUGCAGGUCAACACCACCGAACCGGCCUCCCUCCCCAUCCUUGGGCCUCAACCCAACCAAAAACAACAGAAGAAACCAGCAUCGCAGCUACGCUUCAUCCGUCCAGCACAGAUGAGUCUUUUUGCUCGAGUAUCUUGUUUCCCACCGCUGGGACAGGUAACGUGUCCGCAGAGGAUCCAGAAGGCUUUGGAGUUGGAGAAGGAUGAUACACUCCGAUUCACCGUUGUAAUCGAAUCAAGCAUUUCAUUUCCGGAACAACCAUGGGAGGCUGAGGUUUGGCAUAACAUCACCACAACCCCUGCUACCAGCACCACCACAGCCUACAGCAGCAACAAUUCCAGCAGCGCCCCAGAAUGGAAAUCCCUCCCUCUCCGCAAAGCCCCCACAACCAGUGCCCCAAUGCUGAACGCCCCAAAAGGAGAAUACAACUUCUACCGCUCCGUCUUCACAGAGGAAAUCACCCUACCCAAUCAGGGCGGCUACGCGCAGUUCACAGUCAAGUACCGCUCCGGCCCCAAUGCCCCCUGGCAAUGGGCCAAUCAGCAAAAGCCGGAGGAAGUUAGGCAUGGGGAGUUGGUGUUUGCCCCGAGGGAUCAGAGUGCGCUUGCUACUGCUAAUACUGCUGCUGCGGGUGGUGCUAGUGGUGCUGGUGGUGGGGGUACGUCGGGGACGCAGUCUACUCCGUCCUGGUACUCAGCGCCGACACCGUCGUACACGACAUCGCAGUCAUACUCGACACCAUCAUCAUCGUCAUCCGGAGGUAGAAGCGAAUUGGGGAAGUACUUCGAGAAUCUUUCGUCAGAGGUCGAGGUUGAGUCGCGUGUGAGCGAAGCUGUUAACUCGGUGCUGUGGCAGGUAUCUGGGAGUGUGCCUCCGGCUGCAGAUACAGAGUCUACGAUCAAGGAAGCGAUUCUUGGUGUGCCGUCUUCUGUUGUGCGGAAUUUCUCGCUGGUGCGGAUAUGGACGCCGUGGUUGGGGCCGAGACAUGGGAGGAAGACGUUCCAGUUGACAGAAGAUGCGGUUUUGUGUUCGUUUUUGCGGACAGAUGGGACGCAUCUUGUCCUUCUGGGUGUGUCUGGUGUUGAUCAUAUAUUGACGCUGUUUCGGUCCGGUGAGAAGGGGGAAGUUAUUAUCAAGGCUCAGAGUGACAACACGGAAACGACCAAGUUUAAGGUUCUGGCUGCUGUUGCUUAUGAUUUUGAAGUUGCUAUGGGUGCUGUGAUAUAUGAAGCACGAAAGCUAGUCCAGGUCGCUAGCCAGGAGAAAGAGGGCGAGGAGAAAAAGGACGAGAAGGGCGAAGAAAAGCUAGAGGAGAAAGAACGUCCUUCAAGCGCGGCAUCGCCCACCGGAGACGAUCUUGUCAUGGUUGAAAAAGACCCCAAAGUGCAGUGGCUAACGGAGUGGUACGACGGCUUGACAUACUGUACUUGGAAUGGCCUGGGCCAGAACUUGACAGAGGAAAAGAUCCUGCAUGCCCUAGACGCGCUGAAUGCCCACGGCAUUAAGAUCGUCAACCUCAUCAUCGAUGAUAACUGGCAAGCCCUGGACAACGAAGGCGACUCGCAGUUUAAAAGGCGUUGGACACAGUUCGAGGGCAACCCUCGCGCAUUCCCAGAAGGACUGAGACAAACCGUCCAAGCCAUUCGACAGCGUCAACCAAGCAUCGAGCACAUCGCCGUCUGGCAUGCACUUUUCGGAUACUGGGGCGGUAUCUCCCCUAAUGGCGACCUCGCCCAGCGCUUCAGGACAAAAGAAGUCAAAAUCAAAGACCCAGCUGCCGGAGCACCACUACCCCACGCCUUCGAUAACGGCAUCAUGCUCGCCAUCGAACCAGAAGACAUCCAAACCUUCUACGACGAGUUCUACUCCUACUUAACCUCCGUCGGAAUUGACUCCGUCAAAACAGACGCCCAAUUCUUCCUAGACCUACUGGCAACUCCCGAAGACCGCCGCCGCUUCAUCCCCUCUUACCAAGACGCCUGGUCCAUCGCAUCCCUGAAACAUUUCAGCACAAGAUCCAUCUCCUGCAUGUCAACCUUUCCCCAGGCAAUAUUUCACUCUCAACUCCCCACAAGUAAACCUGCCAUUCCUCUCCGCAACUCAGACGACUUCUUCCCAGCAAUCAAGACCUCACACCCAUGGCACGUUUUCUGUAACGCCCAUAACACCCUCCUCACCCGCUUCCUCAACGUCCUCCCAGACUGGGACAUGUUCCAAACCUCUCACCCCUACGCCUCCUUCCACGCCGCCGCGCGCUGCGUCUCCGGCGGCCCUAUCUACAUCACUGAUGAACCAGGCAAACACGACCUCGCCGUCCUCAACCAAAUGACCGCCCCAACAACCCACGGCACAACAGUCAUUCUCCGCCCCAGCAUCGUCGGCCGCGCAAUGAACAUGUACCAUGACUACAACGAAGGUCAUGUCCUCUCCGUAGGCACAUAUACAGGAGCAGCACGCACGGGAAGCGGUAUCCUUGGCCUGUUCAACAUGCAAGACUCGGAAUCAUGCAAACUCGUCUGUCUUAGAGAUUUCCCGGGUAUCCACGAGGAUUCUAACGGGCGGUACGUCGUCCGCGCGCAUACCAGCGGCCGCGUCAGCAACCCCAUGCACCCCGCCGAUGAAAACUCCCUCGUCAUGGCCGAACUAGGCCAGAAGGGCUGGGAAAUUCUGACAGCCUACCCCACACACUCCUUCACACUACGUGGAAGUCGCGGCUGCGGCUCCGGCACGACUAACCUCACGCACGUCGCUGUCCUAGGCUUACUCGGUAAAAUGACUGGCGCAGCGGCGAUAGUCAGCUACGAUGUGUUUAUCGUGGAGAACGGACGGUUGCGAUUCGACAUUGCGCUGAAGGCGCUGGGGACGUUGGGGAUUUAUUUCUCAGAUUUGGAGGAUCAUAGUAUUGCGCGGAACUUUAUGGUGAUGAUUUCUGGGAGGGCGGUGCCGAGGAGGACCGUUUGGAAGGAAGGGGGUGAGGGGAGUAGGGUUUUGGCGGUUGAUGUGCUGAGUGCGUGGAGGGGGAUGGGGUUGGAUAGCGGGUGGGGUAAUGAGGCUGUUGUGCAGGUUUAUGUUGGUUGAUUACUUUAUUUAUAGACUAUAGUAGACUGAAGGCAUAUUAGAUCAUUUAUCAUAAAAUAGUUCAUUAUUCUAACACAGCUCUCCAUCCCCG